AGCGGGGCGGGGCCCGAGAAGAGGGUGGGGGGUGGGGCUAGGGAAAGGAAUUAGAAGGCUGCGGGGAGGAGAGGGAGGGCUCCCAGAGAUUAAAAGCAGCCAAUCAGAGCGCGCCGGCUUCAUUCGGAGAGCGGCGUGGGGCGUCGCCGCCGCCGCGCGCGCCGGGGGCUGGUUAAGGCCAUGAAACAAAAGAAACCCUGAGAGGGGAGCCGCUGCCACCUCCAGCAGCCCGCCCCGCAGCCGUCCCCACCCACCCACCUAGUUACCUGCCUCUGCCUCCUUCCUCUGCCCCUCCACCCCGCCCUCUCCAGUCUCCGGGCGGCCCUGGCGCUCCUCGGCCCGGGUCGCCAGCCCCGCCGCCUCCCCAGAGGAAAGGUGUUUGCGCGCUGAGCAGGGCCCGAGCCCUGUCCGCCAUGGGGCUCGCCGCCCGCCGCGCCUGACCCGGCCGCCGCCGCCGCCGCCGCCAUUGACAGCGCGCCGCCGCGAUGCCGAGCGGCAGCUCCGCGGCCCUGGCCCUGGCGGCGGCCCCGGCCCCCCUGCCGCAGCCGCCGCCGCCGCCGCCGCUGCCGCCGCCCGCGGGCGGCCCGGAGCUGGAGGGGGACGGGCGCCUGCUGAGGGAGCGCCUGGCCGCGCUAGGCCUCGACGACCCCAGCCCGGCGGAGCCCGGUACCCCGGCGCUUCGGGCCGCGGCGGCGGCGGCGCAGGGCCAGGCCCGGCGGGCGGCGGGGCUGUCUCCGGAGGAGCGGGCUCCGCCCGGCCGGCCCGGGGUCCCGGAGGCAGCCGAGCUGGAGCUGGAGGAGGACGAGGAGGAGGAGGGGGAGGAAGCGGAGCUGGACGGAGACCUGCUGGAGGAGGAGGAGCUGGAGGAGGCAGAGGAGGAGGACCGGCCGUCGCUGCUGCUGCUGUCGCCGCCCGCGGCCGCCGCCUCCCAGACCCAGCCGAUCCCGGGCGGGUCCCUGGGGUCGGUGCUGCUGCCCGCCGCCAGCUUCGAUGCCCGGGAGGCGGCCGCGGCGGCCGCGGCGGCGGGGGUGCUCUACGGAGGGGACGAUGCCCAGGGCAUGAUGGCGGCGAUGCUGUCCCACGCCUACGGCCCCGGCGGCUGCGGGGCGGCGGCGGCUGCCGCCCUAAACGGGGAGCAGGCGGCCCUGCUCCGGAGGAAGAGUGUCAACACCACUGAGUGCGUCCCGGUGCCCAGCUCCGAGCACGUCGCCGAGAUUGUCGGUCGCCAGGGUUGUAAAAUUAAAGCACUGAGAGCCAAGACAAACACAUAUAUCAAGACACCUGUUCGUGGUGAAGAGCCCAUUUUUGUUGUCACUGGACGGAAAGAAGAUGUUGCCAUGGCCAAAAGAGAAAUUCUCUCAGCUGCAGAGCACUUCUCCAUGAUCCGUGCAUCUCGAAACAAAAAUGGUCCUGCCCUGGGAGGGUUGUCAUGUAGUCCAAAUCUGCCAGGUCAAACCACCGUUCAAGUGAGGGUCCCCUAUCGUGUGGUAGGAUUGGUCGUUGGGCCCAAAGGAGCAACUAUAAAGAGAAUUCAGCAGCAGACCCACACAUACAUAGUAACUCCAAGCAGAGAUAAGGAGCCUGUCUUUGAAGUGACAGGGAUGCCCGAAAAUGUUGACCGAGCGCGAGAAGAAAUAGAAAUGCAUAUUGCCAUGCGUACAGGAAACUAUAUUGAACUCAACGAAGAAAAUGAUUUCCAUUACAACGGUACCGACGUAAGCUUUGAAGGUGGCACUCUUGGCUCUGCGUGGCUCUCCUCCAAUCCAGUUCCUCCCAGCCGCGCAAGAAUGAUAUCCAAUUAUCGAAAUGAUAGUUCCAGUUCUCUGGGAAGUGGUUCCACAGAUUCCUACUUUGGAAGCAAUAGGCUGGCUGACUUUAGUCCAACAAGCCCAUUUAGCACAGGAAACUUUUGGUUUGGAGACACACUACCAUCUGUAGGCUCAGAAGAUCUUGCAGUUGAUUCUCCUGCCUUUGACUCUUUACCAACAUCUGCUCAAACUAUCUGGACUCCGUUUGAACCAGUUAACCCACUGUCUGGCUUUGGGAGUGAUCCCUCUGGUAACAUGAAGACUCAGCGUAGAGGAAGUCAGCCAUCCACUCCUCGUCUGUCUCCUACAUUUCCUGAGAGCGUUGAACACCCACUUGCUCGGAGGGUUAGGAGCGACCCCCCUAACUCAGGCAACCAUGUUGGCCUUCCGAUAUACAUCCCUGCUUUUUCUAAUGGUACCAAUAGCUACUCCUCUUCCAAUGGCGGUUCCACCUCUAGCUCACCUCCAGAAUCCAGACGAAAGCACGAUUGUGUGAUUUGCUUUGAGAAUGAAGUUAUUGCUGCCCUAGUUCCGUGUGGCCACAACCUCUUCUGCAUGGAAUGUGCCAACAAGAUCUGUGAAAAGAGAACGCCAUCAUGUCCAGUUUGCCAGACAGCUGUUACUCAGGCAAUCCAAAUUCACUCUUAACUAUAUAUAUAUACAUAAAUACUAUAUCUCUAUAUGGACUCGUAAAGGCAUGGGUAUAAUGGUACCCCCAGUAAACUUCCUAAUGAAUUCUUAUGACUGUUAUCAGGCUUUAUUGGGAUUAGGCUAAAGUUGUUAGUAAACUUAUAAAAGGCUGCUAUGGUAACACUAAACCUAAGUGGUCUCUUGUCUAUUAGUUUGGUUUGAAUUAUUAAUACUAUCCUGUAGACCCAGAGACAUAGCUUGUGUAAGAAUUGUUAAAACUGAAGUUCAGCUUGGCUGAGUGAAGAUAAUCAUAGGUUGUGUGAGCCUAUGAGAAAAGUUUAUACGUCUAGAUUUCAAAACCGUGGGUCCCAAAGCCUAGCCACAUUAAGAGUUUAUGGAGGGUACUUGGCAUUACAGAUGAUUCAGACACUUCCAGUGCUGCCUUCUUUACACUGCCAGUUUUGACAAAACAGGUUCGUUUUUUAUUUUACAACAACUUAUGCCUAAUUCUGCAGGAUUGCAAGUAACUUUUUAAUGCAUUGUGAUGACUUAUUGGUAAUAAUAGGGCUGAUGGCAGUUUACUCGAUCACUGGUUAUAAUUUGGGACAAAAAACUGCUACAUUGACCUUCAUCUCGCCCAGAAUGCUCACGGCUGGUAUGAUCAGUGGAUCAGGAAUGCAAUUGUGCCGAUUGUGAAUUCCUACCCAUUGCCUCCCUUGGUGAAUGUGGAAAUGGCCAGCUGGGUUUUCCCAUUUCAGGAAGGGCUUUGGGAUGCACCUGUAUUGGCUAGUAAUUAAGGAUGCGAACAUUCCAUUCAUUCGUCUGAUCAAGCUGUUGAUUAAUUUUUAGACUAUAGAUCAAAAUGUGAAACAUUUUAUGUUCAAUCCAUAUGUCUUGCACAUUAUAAAUAUAUUUUUAUUUUUUAGUAAUUUAGGGGAGGGGGAGGGAGAGAGGGAUAAUAAUGCCCUUAGCAUAAUUUACAAAAGCAGCUGUGAUGACCUUCAAUCAGUUUACUUCAUUUCAAAACUAUUUCCAAUCACAAGGAAAGAUUUCUUUAAGAUACACUUUUACAUUUCACCUGUGGAUGUCUAUAACUUCAUCCUCAGUAUGUUCCCAAAUCUGUGCUGGCAUUGAAAGGACAAAACAAUAUACUGGUGGGUUUUUCUACUAAUUAUUUUUUGAAGCGUUAUUUUCCCAACACAAAAGAGCUUUUUUUCUCAAUAUAACAAAAAAUUGAAAAUCCUAUGUGUAUUGAAUAGUAAAUAGACAAAUUUUAUUUUUUAUUUCCACUUGAAGAGUUACAUUUCGUAUAAAAGUUUACAAAUAACGGUUUUUAUUUUGAUUUUUUUCAGUAUAAAAAUUGCCUUGAUGGCAUAUUAUGAUGUAAUGCUAAUUGCUUGUAGGAUAGUUAAAUGUCAGUAUUGAAACCUAAUCUUUAGCUGCCGUCUUGUAGAUACGAACGAAUGUUCACCAAGCAUGUAUUUUGUAUUUUGUUGCAUUGUACACGGCAACUAAUAAGCCAAGGAAUCGACAUAUAUUAGGUGCGUGUACUGUUUCUAAAAACCACAAACUAAGAAUGAUAAAUUAUCAAUAUAGUUUAGUAUUUGCUAAUUUUACUACACUCUUUUGUUAUGUAUAUGUAGGGAAGUCAUAGGGAUUAUAAAUUCAAUUUGAGUAAAGUUUAAAACCAUAUAUUUUAUGAUAAAGGGCCUUUAACUUAAGAUGGCCAAAGCACUGAUAUUAUAUAUUUGCUGUAAAGAGAAUUAUAAGAGUUUUAUUUUUCUGAUAUUAAAAGUUACUUAAUAAAGACUUGUUUCCAUUAACUUGAAUGUAUUCUCCUUGGUGUUUUUCAUGCAAUCAUUAGUUUAGACUGGAAGAUAGCCAUUUGCUAGAAUUGAACAUUUUCUUUUACAAAGUUUCCCCUCUCCUAAGCCAGCUCCCUGUGUUCAUUCUUGGAGUGAUUUUUUUUUUUUUUUUUUUUUUUAGUGUGUUCUUAGUGUUAAAUGUGUCACUUAUGCUCCUAUCCAAAUUUAGCUUUUCCUUUAAAUGAGUGUAAAAUUAGAGAUUUAGCUAGUUUUAGAUUGUUUAGUUGCUUGUGUAGUCGACCACAAUUACUAUUAACCUAAUUGUAAAUAAUGACUUUUUAUACAUUAAUGUUAACUAAAAUCCUGAAUCCUUAUAGACUCAGUUUCUACCCUUUGUUACAGGUUUUUGUGUUUUUAAUCAUUAAAUCUAGAAAACGAACUUCUUUCUGAUGCGAAGGUACAAGUUUUUAACUUUCAGUCACAAAGUACCUUCUGAAAGGUUUGUGGUUGAUAAAAAUAUUACUCCAUUAAUGAAAUGAUUUGUUACUGAUUGGAGUAAAUCACUGCCAUUUGUUACAAAGCAAGAAUAAAGACCUUUCUAAGAUGUUUUAAAGAAACGAAAAUUCUGUUCAUUCUUAGAAAUAUUACACAGCCACAGUGAGUCUUUUCAUGGUAGGUGCUGGACAGAAAUUCUUCAGCUGCGCUAGAAGACUGGAGAGAUUUGAUGAUGGGUAAGAUCACUGCCCUAGAAUUGCUUUGCUAGCUUUAGGAUUAACCCCCACCAGUAUGAAGGAGAAGUGUUUGGGUGUGGUACAGGACUGUCAUCCGGCCCCUCUGAUCCGCAGUUUUUCUUUCUGCCAUUUCAGUUACCCACACGGUCGGCUGCUGUCCAGCCUGGAGGUAGGUUACCCUCAGCCUAACAGCUUCACAACACCUGCGUCCUUCCCCUCACUUCAUCUCAUCGUGUAGGCAUUUUCUCAUCACAAGAAGCAGGGUCAUAUUUUGAGAGAGAAAGAGAGCCCACAUUUACAUAACUUGUUUUACAGCAUAUUGUUACAAUUGUUUUAUAUUCUUUUUUUUUUUAAGAAUUUAUUUAUUUGACAGAGAGAGACACAGCGAGAGAGGGAACACAGGCAGGGGGAGUGGGAGAGGGAGAAGCAGGCUUCCUGCUGAGCAGGGAGCCCGAUGCGGGGCUCGAUCCCAGGACCCUGGGAUCAUGACCUGAGCCGAAGGCAGAUGCUUAAUGACUGAGCCACCCAGGCGCCCCUUGUUUUAUCAUUCUUGUUAAUCUCUUAAAAAUCUCUUACUCUUAUAAAUCAACUUUAUCAUAGGAUGCAUGUAUAGGGAGAAACAGUACUUUUAGGGUUUGGUACUAAUCGUGGUUUCAGGCAUCCACUGGGGGUCUUGGAACAUCCUCCUCAGAUGAGGGGAUGGGCUGCUGUGUUUAUACAACUCCAACAUAGACGGAAUGACCAGUGAAUAUGAAUUUCUUGUACCCAAUACAAGGUCAAGAUCUUUCAGAGGACCUUAAAAAUAAUUUACUUUGGAGGCUUUCCUUGCCACAGGAAGCCAAAACUGUCUGAAACUUACGUUAGCAAAACCGAGAAGCACUUCCCUAAGUUGGAAGUCUAGAGCUGCCUUUCUUCAGACGUUUGCGUUCAUUUUCUUGCGUAGGGAAGUACUGGGGGAGAGAGGCUCUAGGAAAGCUGUGGACCUGCCUUACCAGAGAAUUGCUACACCACUGGAUGAUCUGCAAUGUGAAUAGUUAAGAAUUAGGCAAACCUGCUGAGUACUUGACAUUACAUGUUUCCCCCACUAUCUGAAAUUAAAUGUUCCUAUAAAACCUUUUAUAAGCUGAAAAGCCAUAAAGCAAAGAAGCAGUUAAAAAGUGAAAAUCCUCUUCAGAUUUGUUUUGGUUAACAAAAAUGGAUAGUAAUGUGGGUCUUUCAUAAAAGCAAAGUGGUACAAAGCAAACUUUUGGACAGUGGAGGUAACCUGUCUUCCAUUUUCCCAGCCUUGAAGGAUAGGUGCUAAGGUGAAAGUACUUGGUUUGGCUGGCAGCUCAGUUAAAAUGGCAUGUCAUUCUUUCUAUAUGGGAUUUUAUCGAAGGGAUUCCCUUGCAAAGCAGGUUUUUAGCAAGAGUAAAGAAGGCUAGAAUAAUUAGGUUUUGAAAAUCGGUACAGGUAUAUUAUUACACUUCAAAUUAUUCCUUUUUUAAUUAUUUUUUAAUUAACAUAUAAUGUAUUAUUUGUGAUUCAUCAGUCUUAACACCCAGCGCUCACCACAACACAUACCCUCCCCAGUUAUUCUUAUCAGUGGCUCUCUUCGCCUGAAAACCAGACAAUGGUUCUCAAUAGGCUACCAGUUCUCAAUAUGCUCCCCCCAUUCCUGGUCCCACUUAAAUUUCUACUUCUAUCAUUCCAAAAGUUUUUGUAAAUAAUGGGGAUUAGGGGUGUUUAUAAUAUAUAGUGAACAUCUUUUUCAUGGCAGUGUACUUCCACAACAUAAUUCAGCUGCAGUAAUCUUCUGUUCUAUGGCUAGUCCAUACUUAGC
This is a messenger RNA of Mirounga angustirostris (Northern elephant seal), 6796 nucleotides long. RefSeq names its product mex-3 RNA binding family member C (gene MEX3C). The record is from RefSeq and is a predicted model, not a curated record. The transcript is spliced from 2 exons. The coding region runs from base 486 to 2456 and encodes 656 amino acids. Lineage: Eukaryota; Metazoa; Chordata; Mammalia; Carnivora; Phocidae. Gene Ontology annotation, molecular function: RNA binding.